GUAAUAAAUAUACAGUAUUAGCUAUAUAGUCGUCGCUAUCUUUAUUUUAUAUAUAUAUAUAGUACCGUUGAAGUGCAUAUGUACAGUUCAAGUCGGGAGCACUUAGGAGGACACUGGUUGAAGGGCAAAGAUUUGAAGAGGAGACCUAUGUUUUCAUGGCUAUGGCUGGCAUUCUCUUCGUUAACUAGAUGCAUCCUAUGCCCACAGACACAUCGGUGAUCGGUGGGUUCUGCGAACCCCGGUUGGUCGUGUCUUUUUCUCGAAAAAAGAAAUACGAGCCGGGGGUGGGUACACAUGUACAAAUCGACGAUUGCGCCGUGGUCCCGUUGUGCUCGCACAUUCUUGCUGCGGUUGGAGGCGUUCUAGCUUUGAAACGAUUCUCCGACUUUUCUUUCUUUUCGGAUCGAGAGAGGGGGCACCAAUACUUACAGGUCGCCGAUAGAACUAUGUCCGUUGGGUGCAUCACUUCUUACAGGUACUCCGGGUGUUGUGCCGACUCCGCGCACGAAUGUGUUACCCCUAAGACAGGUUUAUCCUUACAUUGCUGCAGUGCUACAUUAUGGACGCGUGAUAAUCGUUUUGUCUGGACUCGGUGCUACCACGAAUAUAGAUUAAAUGCUACGUGGAUUCAUUAUGCGACACUGGCAGGUAGCGCAGUGUAAUUCUCUUCCACUCGUCCACCCGGUUAUUACCUGUGUACCACGCGCUUACUGGAUUGACCGCCGGAGACUUCCCUCCAGGUCGUGUGUCGCCUUAUCAAACCCGCCUUUCAAGACCUCGGGCGCCAUGAAUUCUAGUGCACUUGUCUGCUCGAUCUUCCCAUUAUUAUCGAUCGGGAUAGUAGGCUCUCAAGAUGAGCGCAACGAAGGUUGUGCCAGCCGACGAGAUGGCCGUGAUAGCAAGUCCAGCCGACACCGCGAGCGCGAGAGAAGUCCGC
Messenger RNA from Pseudovirgaria hyperparasitica, 937 nucleotides. RefSeq lists its product as uncharacterized. The record is from RefSeq and is a predicted model, not a curated record. The transcript has a single exon. The coding region runs from base 189 to 662 and encodes 157 amino acids. Lineage: Eukaryota; Fungi; Ascomycota; Dothideomycetes; Acrospermales; Acrospermaceae.